Messenger RNA from Bubalus bubalis (water buffalo), 2310 nucleotides. RefSeq names its product interleukin 4 induced 1 (gene IL4I1). Gene Ontology annotation, biological process: amino acid catabolic process. The transcript is spliced from 10 exons. Lineage: Eukaryota; Metazoa; Chordata; Mammalia; Artiodactyla; Bovidae. The record is from RefSeq and is a predicted model, not a curated record. Gene Ontology annotation, molecular function: L-amino-acid oxidase activity; polyamine oxidase activity. The coding region runs from base 420 to 2294 and encodes 624 amino acids.
CGAGCUUCGAAAGGGCGGGAAAGGCGGUUGGAGAGGGAGGGGCGAGCGGUUACUCACUCCAUGGCUGCGCAAAGGAGAGGCGGCGGCGGCCUCGGCUGAAGAGAGAAGGCAGGAGCGGAGAGCGCAGGCGCGGAAGAAAACACAGAUGCGUUUCCCUGUCAGUGCAGACACAUGGCUUCUUAAGUUCCUCUUCAUUCAUUAACAUGAAGACAAGUGUGGUGACUAAAUUUGGAGUCAGAGGCUUUUAAAAAGCUUUCCAGACAGGAGGGCCUACGCUCCACAGCCUCCCAGCUGCUCCAGCCCCACACCAGGACCCUGGCAUCUCCAGUCUAACGGGAAACAGGACAGAGCCAGAGCCACUCACCCCGGUUUCACCCUCGCCCGACGAUGACAUCCGUCCCGGGCUAACCAGAAAGGCCAUGGGCACUGAGAGAGCCCGCCAGAGCCAGCCAUGCAGUGAGUGCCCCCACAGUAGCCCUGGGGUUCUGGAAACCAGGGAAGGAGGGGCAGGGUGCCCUAGGGGAAGGGGCCUCAGACACAUCUCCAACCCAGACACGAGAGUCAUGGACCCCUUGGCCUGGCGCCUCCUCGCCCUGGUCCCCGUCUUCCUUAGCCUGGCGGCCUCCCUGGACUGGCAGACGGCCCACAUCUAUGACCCCUUCGAGAAAUGCAUGCACGACCCAGACUACGAGCAGCUGCUCAAAGUUGUGACCUUGGGCCUCAAUCGGACCUUGAAGCCCCGGAGGGUGGUUGUGGUUGGUGCGGGCGUGGCCGGGUUGGUGGCCGCCAAGGUGCUCAGCGAUGCUGGACACAAGGUCACCAUCCUGGAGGCAGACAACAGGAUUGGGGGCCGCAUCCUCACCUACCGCGACCGGAAGACAGGCUGGAUUGGGGAACUGGGGGCCAUGCGGAUGCCCAGCUCACACAGGAUCCUCCAUGAGCUCUGCAAGAGCCUGGGCCUCAACCUGACCAAAUUCACCCAGUAUGACGAGAACACGUGGACAGAGGUGAACGAGGUGAAGCUGCGUAACUAUGUGGUGGAGAAAAUGCCCGAGAAGCUAGGCUACAAGCUGAACCCCAAGGAGAAGGGCCGCUCACCCGAAGAAAUCUACCAGAUGGCUCUCAACAGGGCCAUCAAAGACCUCCGGACACUGGGCUGCAAGAAGGCAAUGAUGAAGUUUGAAAGGCACACGCUCCUGGAAUACCUCCUCGGGGAGGGGAACCUGAGCCAGCCGGCCGUGCGGCUCCUGGGAGACGUGCUGUCCAAGGACGGCUUCUUCUAUCUCAGCUUCGCAGAGGCCCUGCGGGCCCACAGCUGCCUCAGCGACCGGCUCCGGUACAGCCGCAUCGUGGGCGGCUGGGACCUGCUGCCGCGCGCGCUGCUGAGCUCGCUGUCGGGGCCGGUGCUGCUGCACGCGCCCGUCGUGGCGAUUAAGCAGGGCACGCACGAGGUGAAAGUGCACAUCAAGUCCUCGCACGGGACCCGGAACCUGAAGUCCAUGAUGGCCGACGUGGUGCUGCUGACUGUGAGCGGGCCGGCUCUGCAGCGCAUCACCUUCACUCCGCCGCUGACGCGCAAGCGGCAGGAGGCGGUGCGCGGGCUGCACUACGUGCCGGCCACCAAGGUGUUCCUGAGCUUCCGCCGGCCCUUCUGGCACGACGAACACAUCGAGGGCGGCCACUCGAGCACCGACCGCCCGUCGCGGGUGAUCUUUUACCCGGCGCCGGGCGAUGGCGCGCUGCUGCUCGCCUCGUACACGUGGUCGGACGCGGCGGCCCCGUUCGCCGGCCGGAGCCUGGCCGAAUCGCUGCGCUUGGCGCUCGACGACGUGGCGGCGCUCCACGGGCCCAUCGCAUACCGACUUUGGGACGGCACCGGUAUCAUCAAGCGCUGGGCGGAGGACCCGCACAGCCAGGGCGGCUUCGUGGUGCAGCCGCCCACGCUCUUUCAAACCGACAAGGACGAGGGGCGGGAGUACGAUUGGUCGGUGCCCUAUGGCCGCAUCUACUUCGCCGGGGAGCACACGGCCUACCCGCACGGUUGGGUGGAGACGGCAGUCAAGUCGGCACUGCGGGCCGCAAUCUUGAUCAACAGUCGGAUCUCCGGCUCUGGCUCUAGCAGCAGCCUGAAGGAGCCCCGGAUUGUCAACAAGGUGGGACAUGGGCACCUGGCGCCCUCCCACCACCAGCACCACCACCACCGGUGCCCCUUCGAAAGUGAGCAGGGCACCCACUCUCCAGCCUCACAUGCGGUAACCGCCGCGCACUCGACCCUAAAGAAGAGCCAGUAUUAAAGUACUUUUGGAAUCA